Castor canadensis (American beaver) is the source of this 1790-nucleotide messenger RNA. NCBI's taxonomy places the organism in Eukaryota, Metazoa, Chordata, Mammalia, Rodentia, Castoridae. The record is from RefSeq and is a predicted model, not a curated record.
UGGGUCCUCUGCGGACCCCAAAGAUAAUUUAUUCUGAGUUCAGCCUUGAGGCCGUCCCGGGACUGAGCGCCCCGGCUUUGCCCCUUCAGGGCACCUGCAGCUCAACGCGGCGCGCCGGGCCAGGUGUGAGAAGGCUGCGCGGGCGCGGGCCGCCGGGUAGGACGCGAUGGGCGGGCCCUGCGGCCUUGCUCGAAUCCGCGUGCUGGCCCCCGGGGGCGGGGCAGAGGCGGGAAGGGGCGGGGCUCCGCCCCUCGUUGACGUUGCGCGGCUGGAGGCGCCAGCGGGGUCGCUAGUCGGCGGGAGCGCGAGAGUCGGGCCCCAGCGGUUGGCAGCGCGCGGUGGGGAGGUUGAGACGGAGGAAGCUACGAUCGCCCUGCAGUGACGGUUACCACUGGGCGCCGCGGACGGUGUCCUGUGGCCGCCUCGUCGGCCUUGGUGUCCGGGCUGUGGCACCUCGCGGGGACUCCCCGCGCCCGGUUGGCCAACGUUAGGCGUGGGGUCGAGCCCGCCGCCAGCCCCCCAGCAUGCGCACCUCGUACACCGUGACCCUGCCCGAGGAGCCCCCCGCCGCCCCAUUUCCCACCCUCGCCAAGGAGCUCCGGCCGCGCUCCCCUCUCUCCCCGUCCCUGCUGCUCUCCACCUUCGUGGGGCUUCUGCUCAACAAAGCCAAGAAUUCUAAGAGUGCCCAGGGUCUGGCUGGUCUUCGAAACCUUGGGAACACGGUGAUGUUCAUGAACUCAAUUCUGCAGUGCCUGAGCAACACACGGGAGUUGAGAGAUUAUUGCCUCCAGAGGCUCUACAUGCGGGACCUCAGCCACACCAGCAACGCACACACCGCCCUCAUGGAAGAGUUUGCGAAACUAAUCCAGACCAUAUGGACUUCAUCGCCCAAUGAUGUGGUGAGCCCGUCUGAGUUCAAAACCCAGAUCCAGAGAUACGCACCACGCUUUGUCGGCUAUAACCAACAGGAUGCUCAAGAGUUCCUUCGCUUUCUUCUGGAUGGUCUCCACAAUGAGGUGAAUCGAGUAACAGUGAGGCCUAAGUCCAACCCUGAGAACCUCGAUCAUCUCCCUGAUGAUGAAAAAGGGCGACAGAUGUGGAGAAAAUAUCUAGAGCGGGAAGACAGUCGGAUUGGAGAUCUCUUUGUUGGGCAGCUAAAGAGCUCCCUGACGUGCACAGACUGUGGCUACUGUUCUACGGUCUUUGAUCCCUUCUGGGACCUCUCACUGCCCAUUGCUAAGCGAGGUUAUCCUGAGGUGACGUUAAUGGACUGCAUGAGGCUCUUCACCAAAGAGGAUGUGCUUGAUGGCGAUGAAAAGCCGACAUGUUGUCGCUGCCGAGCCAGAAAGCGAUGUAUAAAGAAGUUCUCCAUCCAGAGGUUCCCAAAAAUCUUGGUGCUCCACCUGAAGCGAUUCUCAGAAUCCAGGAUACGAACCAGCAAGCUUACAACAUUUGUAAAUUUCCCACUAAGAGACCUGGACUUGAGAGAAUUUGCCUCAGAAAACACCAACCAUGCUGUUUACAACCUAUAUGCUGUGUCCAAUCACUCCGGAACCACCAUGGGUGGCCAUUAUACAGCCUACUGCCGAAGUCCAGUGACGGGCGAAUGGCACACUUUCAAUGACUCCAGUGUCACACCUAUGUCCUCCAGCCAAGUGCGCACCAGCGACGCCUAUUUGCUCUUCUAUGAACUGGCCAGUCCACCCUCCCGUAUGUAGCAGUGAGGGCUACAUCCCUUUCCCCUCCCUGUGGUGGCCCCACACCCUAGGUUUUUUAAAAAGACAAAAAAA